Pan troglodytes (chimpanzee) is the source of this 2002-nucleotide messenger RNA. RefSeq lists its product as uncharacterized. Bases 1 to 708 code for a protein of 235 amino acids. Lineage: Eukaryota; Metazoa; Chordata; Mammalia; Primates; Hominidae. The transcript is spliced from 4 exons. The record is from RefSeq and is a predicted model, not a curated record.
AUGAAGUACCUGACAAGGGGGCUUUGUAACCCAAAUCCUAAUCCUCCGAGUGAGUUCUCAGAAAGAUGGAAAGAUGGCGGGAAAAAGUUGGUAAAUCCUAAACAUCUUUUACAUCAACGGUCUCUAGUUCUUCGCUGCAGGCUAGAAACGCAGCUUCCAGAGCAGGAGAGCCUGCCCUGGAGAGGUCCCGGCCAGGUCACUGAACUGCGCUUCACUGCGCCAGCCCCUCCCCUUCAGUAUUUUCAUCGCGUCCGAGGAAUCGGCAUCCACCAGAGCAGACAGAAGGCAGGGAAGAUCAUCCCCCAGGCCCCAAGCCCCACUCUAGAGACCCUGGCCCCAAGCCCGCACGACGUGCCCUGGUGCCUCCAAGCCAAACAUUCCGGGAUUCGGCUUGACACACAAGUCUCUGUCAAACAUUGGAAGGAAAUUUCAGUUCAGAGAUGUCUGAAGUGGGACUCAGUGGUCAGCAGAAACCUGAUGACAGCAGAGUGGUCCAGCUUGUUUCUCCUGGGGGCGUUCUUCCGAGGAUAUUUGGGCUGCCUCCAGAAUCGCAGUGUCUUGGGCCGCCGCAAGGUGGGUGACGUACGGAUCUUCUGUUUUUUGUUUUUUGUGUGUUUUUUUUUUGUGGCCGUGGACACCCUUCAACCCUGUCUUUUGGCCUUCAAAGACUUCGCCAAAAGGAGGGGCGGGAGCUUCCUUCGGCUUUAGGUGGGGCAGGAGCUUCCUUCUUCGCAUUCGGUACCAUCUUGUGAAAAAGGUAUACGAAGUUUUAACACAGGUAAAAGUAGUCUCUGGAGAGAGUGGAUUAAUGGUUACCUUGGGGAGGAGAGACUGACUCACCCCAAAGGGGCCCAAGGGAACUUUGCGGGUAAUGGAAAUGUUCUCGAUUGUGAUGGUGGUUACAAAGGUGUACAUACAUUUGUCAAAAUUCAUCAAGAUGUACACUUAAAUUACGCAUAUUUUAUGUACUUCAAUGCAAGUAGUUUUUAAAAAACAAAAACAUAUUUCUUAGGAUAAAUGACCUUGAAGUCAGUGGUUCUGACACAGGUAGACCAAUGAUCACAUAUUGAGAAACAAUAUUAUAGGUGAUGAGCUGCAAUAAAAAAAUUCUAAUGUGAUCAUAUUUGCAAUGUUAGAAAAAUCAUUCUGGUGGGAAGAGUGACUGAAGACAAUGAGUUGAAGAGCUUAGGGACAUAUAACUUCUGGGCAUAUGGGACAUGUGAGAUCAGUUAUCAUAAAUGUGUUGUGGCACCCAUCUGCACAUUAGAAUAAUUUCCUCUAGAACACCCAGAAACCCAGGUGUAAGGAAAUGGAAAAGGAUGUUUGAAUAAAUCCAGAGUUUUAUUAGCUGGAAAAAAAAACUGCAGCAAGCCACUAAUUUGCCAAGGCAGUUGAGAGUGCUUAAGCAGGAUGGUGUCUGGACAGAAAGGAAAAGAUAAGGGAACUGAUAGAAUGUCAGAAUAGUAACGAGUCAGGAAAUGAGAGCUCAUGAAGCCAGAAAGUGUGUGUAGAAGUGAGGGAGAGGUCGUGGUCAGCAGCAUGUUGGAGUAAUUUAGGGUGAUGAUAAAUCUCAGAUGACUUUUUUUUUAAGUAUAGACAACAUGGAAUGAGCUCUAAGAUAGAUAUUGUUCAGUGAAAAAAGCAAGGUAUGCAACACUUUUUAUAUAGUAGUCUACCAUGUAAAAGGGGGAGACCAGGCUGGGUACAGUGGCUCAUGCCUGUAAUCCCAGCACUUUGGGACACCAAGGCAGGAGGCUUGCUUAAGGCCACAAGUUCAGGCCUAGCCUGGGCAACAUAGUGAGGUCUCUUCUCUACAAAAAGCCUAUAGUGAGCUAUGUUUGUGCCACUGCACUGCAUCCUGGAUGACAAAAUAAAGCCCCAUCUUUAAAAAAAAAAAGUGGGACCUAGCAUACUCACACCUAUAAUCCCAGCAUUUAUGAUGCUGAGGCAAGAGAAUCUCUUGAGCCUCAGCAAGGGCAACACAGUCAUACCCCGUCUUAAC